Toxoplasma gondii ME49 is the source of this 18036-nucleotide messenger RNA. RefSeq names its product FATC domain-containing protein. The transcript has 29 exons. Gene Ontology annotation, biological process: telomere maintenance; DNA damage checkpoint signaling; protein phosphorylation. Gene Ontology annotation, molecular function: protein serine/threonine kinase activity; protein binding. NCBI's taxonomy places the organism in Eukaryota, Apicomplexa, Conoidasida, Eucoccidiorida, Sarcocystidae. Gene Ontology annotation, cellular component: nucleus. Bases 1 to 18036 code for a protein of 6011 amino acids. The record is from RefSeq and is a predicted model, not a curated record.
AUGACGCUCUGUUUGGUUUGCUUUGCGGGGCAUGCAGGCCUUUGCGCGCGAGCGCUGCGUCGCGUCGCGGAAGUCGCUGUGCUUCUUCUAUCCCUUCUCGGCCCUCUCCUGCCUGUAGCUGUCUCUCCGUCGGCAACUGCUGCUUCGACGUUCUCUCUCGGCGCCGACGCGCAGCGCAGCGGCGAUAGAACGCGCAUCGGAAAUUGUUUUUCCCCAAGGCUCUUGUGGCUGGCUAAGGAGGACUGGGCAGCUGCCCUUCUUGCGUGCAUGCAUGUUCUAGAUAAUUACUUGGGCCAGGGAGGCGAUGAAGGAAGCCGACACGAGGGCGCAGCCGGGGGCCCCAGGGCGGUUGACUUUGCCACAUUCGUCAGUGAGACAGUCGAAGGUUUAGCCUUCUUAGCCGCUUCUCCCUUGCCAUCCUCGCUUCAGUCGGAUCAACCUUCGCUUUCUCUCUUUCCUCGCACGUUGUGGUCGCUGUCCUUUGCCGACAAGCGGGCAUCGAAACACCCUUCCUCUGGGUUCUUCUCUUUGCCCUUUGCAUCUUCUUUUUCUCCGUUUUCUUUGUCUGGUGGUUUUCCUGGCCCUUCGGCGACCAGUUCUCACCAGUGUCCUACCGGUCGCCGAGUUGUGCAUCCGGUCGCUCUCUCUCUGUUUCAGCAGCUGCUGGUCCAGCUUCUUUCUGUCAACUGGUCUCCCGUUGUCGACUAUCACGUCUCUGUCCAGCGCCUUUUGCGCCUGUCGAGCUUAAGGCAGAGUUCCGGCCUAUUAUCGUCCUCGGCUCUGCCUGGUUCCCUUUCGUCCUUCUCCUCGCUUUCUUCAUCGCAUCCGUCUGAGCACUGCUUCUCCCAUCUGCCCUCCCCGUUACCGAACUUCGAGAGACAACAGGACGUCCAGCGAACGCUUCGCAUGCCUCUUGAUACGCUGGCUGGUCUAACCUGCAGCCACAGAGACAGGUGGGAGGCUGCGGCCCCUGUAGAAGACUCUUCGUCUCCUCACGUCCCCAUUUCUUCGCUUCGCCUGUCGUCCUUCUCUCCACCAGCAUCGCCGGGGGAGACACACCUUGUUUCCUCUCUUGCCGGCGUCUGCGCAGCGUUCGCCGGCAAAGGCUGCGACACAGAGAACGAGGCGUCCAUGCACUUGUGCGGCAUCGCUAUCGAGGGAGCUCUUGGGACAUUGGACGCGAUUGCCAGCCGCAUGAAUGCACACGGAAGGUCGCGUGUAUUGACGCCUUCUACUUCGUCGAAGUCGGCCUCCUUCGGGGCUCUGCAGACUCGCAAGAGGAGGAGACUCACAGGCCGCGGCGGGGACGGGCAUCCGCGGCCAGAAGAAGCAGGCGAGAGGGCCAGGAAAGGAGAGGAAGGACAAGGAGACUAUGAGGAAGCCGGCGCGAGUGAGACGGACUCAGAAGGAAAUCUAGAAGACGAAUGUCGACUGCUGUAUUCGUGGCUCAUGCUCGUCCUGCAGUUUGCAGGAGACUCGAAGGAGGUAGAAACCAGCAGCGGAGAAGAAGGUGAUGCAGACGCCUCGCCGGCGGUGACCGCUCGAUGGGCAGUCGCGAGCCACACGGUUCGGCAGGGCUGUGCUCGAAGGCUCAAGACGCUCCUCCUGUCUCUGCAUCGGACGUUCUUUCUACCGGCCCGCACCCUCGCGCCCUCGCCCCGGUCGGAGUCCCAGGCGACCGGCAGGGGAAGCGCGGAAGAGGACUCUGAGGCGAGAGGAAACAGCGAGAGGCUGACCAACGCUGGAGACACAGAGCUGGCUCCUGCCUCGGAACCAGCACGCUGGAUCCCCUAUGACGCAUCGCGGAGGAACACAGGGGAGAUCACAUCUCGAGCCGAAGCACCUCGACGAACGACGAGGGUCGCAGAGCCCUUCUGGGUCAUUCCCUCAGUGUUUGCGCCUCUGCUGCCCAGUGUUGCUCGCCUCUUGUCCGUCUACUUUCUUCUCGACCUUCGUCCAGAAGAAGAAACUGUUCUCCACUUUCUGGACUUGUGGACGUCUGCGCGCUGCGCGAUCCACGCGACGGGUGCAGAGCCGAAUUGGACUGUGCCGAGAGUCUUGCCAGGCGUUCUUCGACUCCUCCUCAACGCCGCUGCCGACCCUGCACUCCGUGCAGAGGUUCUCCUCGCGACGCCUCUCUUGUUGCUUGGGCGCGAAAAGGAGCUCAGUGAAGACACACGAGAGAGAGAAACAGACGAACCAAAACUGGAAGACGAGGCGCAAGGCGAAGCGGCAAGGCGAGGGAGGCCAGCGAGGCAGCACGGGGGCGAGAGAGGGUCGUCUCUGUCUGUCAUCGGCGCUCUCCGUUGUGAAGGCACGAACAUCGACCACUGCGAGGCGCUUCUUAGAGGCGCUUUGCGCCUGUCUACUGAAGAUCAACGUUUGUCCUUCAAUCGCCUUCUCCACCACCGGAUAGAUUCUCUCUACGCUUCUUCUUGUGCGGUUUCUCCGGCCUCGGGACGGUCUUCCUCGGGGAGGAGUGCACUGGAAAUUGUCUCCUUCAAAGCAGCUCUGAUUGCGCUCGCUGCGCGCUUGCUUCCGCAGCCGUUGCGGUGCAUACAAGGCGAAGAGGCGGUGAACGCUUCAGUCAGAGGCGCGGAAAUCAUCGCAGAAGAAUGCAGGCCAGGAGAAGCGCAGAUCUCGGCGACAAACGACAACGGGUGGGAGGAGCCCCUGGGCAGAAAGCUGGCAUUUUCGCUUCUUUGCAGCACUGCCCGUUUGCUGUCAGCGCAAGAGCGUUCCUCGCCGUGUGGCCGCGAUCAAGUCGAGGCCCGUGUGGCCUGCGCCCUGUCCUCACUUCCGUCACCUGUCCUUUCUCGGCUUCUAACAGCCUGGCAGCAAAGUCUCUCUGGCGUUUCUCGUCUCACUUCGCGCGCGGCGUUUCUGGAUGACUCUGCGUCUUUUGAGCAUGCGUUCUGGCUUCCACGAAAACCAUCCGUCGCCGAAUCAAAGGGCGUCCUGAGAGACGGUCUUAUCCCGAAGGAGUCGUCGUCAGAAUUUUCUGAGCUUCUUCGCCGGCAGCUGAUUACAGAGAUUUAUCACUUUCUGCGAUCUCCAAAGACCUCGCUUGCGACUUUGCGCAAAGAGAAUACGCUCGCGACAGUUUCUCACGCUCUCUUAGAAAGAGAGGAACAUGGCUUCGCAGCUUCGGCUUCUGCAGUGCAAGAUGCGAGAAGGCGCUUCGGCGCCUGCGACAGCGAAGGCGCAGAAGACCCAGAAGAAACUCGACGAAACUCCGAAUUUUCAAAGCGCCCUGAUGGGGUCUCACCGUUUUUGUGUUUCGCUUCUUUGACUGGAAACAAUAAGGAAGAAAGCGCCAACCUAAGCGACGAGGAAGGAGGCAAAGAGGAAAGCAAGAGAUCCCGGCAUUCUAGCGCUUCUUUGAGCUCCACCGGAUCGUGUAGUGAACACCUGGAGCGAAUAAAACUCCUUUUGCAUGCGGUGGCACAAGAUGACGCUUCUACACUGGAGAAUCGGCUAGAGUUCCUCCUUUGGGAGGUCUUCCCUGCCACUGUCGCGCGUGCGGCAGACUCCAGCUCUCCUUGUUCUUUCGAAUCUUCAAGUUCAUCUCUCUCUUCGGGCGUCCGAGCGUCGCCGUCACCUCGAAAGAAGCUUGACGCCUUUGACGGCAUGAGAACGCGAGUGGCGAAGCACGGAGAAGAACCGAGCCGAUACCGAAGCGCCUCAGACGAGGCUGGACAGCAAGCAGGCUUCGAGACAGAAGGCGAAUCAUCUCCUCAAAUGGCCUCUCUUCUCCAGUUCUGCGUCAUUUCCGCGAUCGGUUGGGUUCUCACCAAGCUCGGAGUUCGCAACGAAGAGGCGACGAUAAAUGCGGAAGGCGGGAGUGACAAGAAAGGAAGCGUCGGCCGUGGAAGAAAAGGAAAAGGCGACAGAGACCAGAGCGUCUCGAGGCGACUCAGCAAUGCUCUUGCGCGAUUUCUCAGCCUUGUCGCCACAUCGCAUGCAGAGCCCUCAGCUCUGACUCUCUCGCUCUCUCUGCUUUUCCCCUUCUUCCUUCUGUUCACUUCGGGUGGCGCACAGCAAGCGGCGUCGUCACGCGUCUCUUCUCGGCUUCCGACUUCUCAGAGCGCUGCGCCUUCCGUGGAGCCUGCCCUCGAUUCUACCGCCUCAGGCAAUGCUUCUGAUUCGCGCUUUCUCAUGCCCCGUCGCGAGGUCGAGGCGCUCUUUCUCCUCCGAGGAAACGCAAUUCUGAGACACGACGGAACUACCACGACCCCACAGGAACUGUCUCCGCCCCCCUUCUCCUACGGCCUGUGGCUGUCUCUACUCGCUGGUCAGAGAGACAAAGCGAGGAGGAGGGACUCGAGUUCGUUCUGCGUUGGCACUGGUGGCAAGCCGACGUCGCACAGAGCAGCGACAGAGACAGACCGUGGAGACGGAAUGCAUGCAGGAGAGCGAAGGCGAUUCCAGCUGUGCUUCUCCCCGUCGAACACUCCUGCCGGAUUGCCGCUUCUUUGCCCCUGCUGUCAGGACUUAUUUGGAAACCCAACUGCCUCUGUUGGGUCGCUUUCUCCUGACAUGUUCGUCGUUUCCGCGCCUGCGUCCUCAGCGACGCCGGCGUCGUUCGCGCUCUUGCCUCCCCACACCGUGGCGCCACACUUGCCUUUGUUGCCUGCCAUGGGCGGGCCAUCCAAUACGUCUCAUCUCGCGCAUGCGCGGACUCUUGAGUCUUCAUCGAGUUGUUCUCCAGUCUCUCCUCUCUUGCCAACUUCGUUGCCUUCCCGGCUCCUAGAUGCUCCAGACCUUUGCUGCACCAAAUGCCGAGUGGCGAUUCCGCCGCCCCCGCCAGCUCUUUUUUUCGCGCCUGUGGAAGAGAAAGCGCAUGCGUCGUCGAGUUCGUCUUCAAGUUCUUCUGGAUUUCCGUUGCCUUCGUCGCUUUCACCACACGGCUUUUGCUUCAACGCUUUGCCUCUCGAGGGGCCUUGCCUCGCCUCCGCCGUUUCUCUCCUUUGCGCCUUAGUCACGUCGCUCCUUCGGCUUCCCCCAUCCCACCCUGUCUACUGUUCGCCGCUGCUCCACGCGUUGCCUGGAUCUUCUCCGCCAGAGGUGGAACCUCGUUUCUCACCUUUUCUUCCUUUUCCCGCAGAGAAAUGGACUCUCGCAUCUGAAAGCGAGACAGGCAAGUCAUCCAGGAGUGAAUCGGAGUCCACUGUCUCCUGGGACUCGCGGAUCUCUAAGGCGAGAGCCCCACGGCCACGGCCUCUCUUGGGUUCGCGCCAGUGGAUCGUCGAGCGCGAGCGUGAGCAGGAUGCGAUUGCCACAGCUCUUUUGCCGCUGUUGAUUCUUUCUUCCAAGGAUGUAACUCCCCAGCGAUCUCCACCCUCCUCGCUUCAUGUUUCGCCCUCGCGCGAGCAUUCAUUAGUCCCUCGACCGAGUCCCAGGUGUGGUCCGAAGCUGAGAGACGCACCCGGAGACAAAGACAAGUCUGCGCCGCGGUGCUUCGACUCUACGUGUGGACGAAUAAAGGAGAGUUUAGGAUUCCGCCUUCUCCAUCUUCUUCGCCUCUCAGUUCGCAGCGUAUCCUUCUCGGCGCUCCCCAGUCUCUUCCCCUCGAUCUCCUCUCUUGCGGUCUCUCCGCAAACUCUGUCUCCUGACGCUUCGUCGGGCUCCGCGUCUCCUUCUGAGGGAAAGGAGACACAGCGGGGUGGCCUCACCGCGCCUGACAGAAGCGGCGUUGAAACCAACACAGAGGCGAAACGGUCGCCGCGAGCAGGCGGAAGCCAAAGUACGGAUUCCUGGCCUUGGCUGCUGCCGGAUGAAGAUUCGUUCACAAGGAUACUCGCCGCUUCUCCUUCGAGAAAGCUGCUUCUGUCCGCCGUCCAUUCCGACUCUUUCCUCGUUUCCCUGCUUCUUCCACUCGUCGUCCCUCCUCCAUCGACUUUGUUGCCUUCUCUCUCUUCGUCGUCUGCUUCUCAAGCUCCUUCGCGGCUCGCGUGUGCCGCCUCUCCGGCGCGCCUUUGUGAUGGCAAACAGAGGCCUCAAGGCGACGCUCUGCACUUUCGCUCCUGCUGGGAACCCGCAGCGCCGUCCCACCGUCUGGCUCGAACUCUUUGCUCCGCUAUCCAAGAGGCUUUGCCUCACCUGCGUGUCUCUCUGAUGGUGGGAGCGAGUCUCAGUCGCCUCUUGGAUGCUCUGUCUCUCGUGCCUGCUUCGCCCGACAGGGCCAGAGAGGAAUUUCAGGACGAUCCAGAGGGUCAGGAGACAGACACAGACGAAAGCGAAGAAGACGAGAGCGACGAGGGUGAUGAUGUCAUUUGCAUCUCUUGUUGUCAGGGAGUUUGCGAGCGAUUCCGCCACGCGCGUAUGCAUGCGCAAGAGAGGGAUGAAGGAACGGCCUCUUUCAUUUCGUGUGCUUCUUCGUCGUCGCCGUCGUCUUCGUCUGUAGCGACUUCAUCUCCACUGUUCGCUUGGAGUCCAGACAGUCUCUUGUCGCUUCUUUCGUUUCUUUCCAGCUGCGUCUCCUCUCUGCCGUGCUUCUCCGCUGCUGUCUCCUCUGAGCCUUCGUCUUCUUCUUGGCCUUCUUCCGAAUCCUCAUCUGCUCCCUUCUCGUCUCCGUUUUCCAGGCACACAAAGCACGGACCAGGCAACUCGAGUCUCCCCAGUUUCCCCCGUUUGUAUUCGCCUUCUCUCCUGGUGUUGGCAGAUGCUCUGCAGCAAAGGGGAGCACCUCAAACGCACGCUUUCUGCUCCUUUUCCUCGUUGUUUUCUUCGCCUUCUUCAACGCCUGUCUUCUCGCCUUCUUCGUCACUUGUCUCCUCGCCUUGCUCACCCCCGGGCGCCUCUCCAGUUGAUUUUUUUCGUCACGGGGAGGCUGCGAGGGCCCUGGUGCUCACAUCUCUCUACAUAUGUCAGAGACAGAGCAGGCCCAUUCCGCUGACUUCCACAUCAUCGCCUCUGUGUCUCCAGUCUCUUCUCCUAUCGCCGUUGGCCUUCGCCUCCCCUUCCCCAUCAUAUGCGGAGCUGCUGUGUGAAGCUCAUGAUCCAAGGGACGCAGCCAGAAUCCAGUGUUGCAACGAUGGCCUUGUUUCAGUCUCCAAUUCUUCCUCGAUGUUCGGCUCGACGACGUCUCUUCGAUUCGCUCGUGCUGCGCUUUCGCGGCACCUUCUGAGACCUGCACUCGCACUGCUGUACCUCGCUGGAUGCAGAAGUUCAAAGAUCGACAGAGACAUUUCCGACUUCUCCAUGUUCCCGUCAUCUUCAUCUGUUUCGCGUCUCCCUAAGCCCGCUGCGGCACCGUCGACUGGCGGAGGUUCUUGUGAGCCGCAGAACCCAGGCGCCUCUCUUUCCAGCGACGCGCUCGCUUGUGGUCGCUCUCUGGCCUUCGCUCUGCACCUUCUCUCGAGCAUGUGCCACCACGUUGGACUCGGUGCAAGUCCGUCUGCGGUUCUUCCACAGGGCGACGAAGACGCAUGCAGAGGGCCCCCAGAAGGAAGCGCAAUUGAGGCCUUGUUCUCGCUGUUCUUUUCUCCAGAGAUCAGCCGGUCGACUGCCAGGUGGGGAAGCGUCAUCAGAGGCGCGCACACCCCCUCGUCGUUCGCGCGUCUCCCGUCGCCCCAGGUGUCUCCUGGCGGAGUCCCCACUCCGUUUUGGCGUCGGUGCUGUCUCCUUCUCCUUCUCGGUCCAGCGACCUACACACGCAUCCUCCAAGCUCGAAGGCGACGAAGGACGCCGUAUUCUCCCUUCUUCGCGUCUUCGUCAGGCUCCUGGAAUGGUGCAAAUCGUACCGCCUCCCCACGUUGUCCAGCGCCAGGCUCUGCGCUCUUGCAUGCUGCAUCUCCUGUCUAUGCCCUUGCCAACAGUGUCGCCGAAGAAGCCGAAGAUCAGCUUCUCUCGCGCGCGCUGCUUCCCUGUUUCCUUCUCCACUCCGACUUCAAUCUCCGCACUCUGCAGGAGACCACAGGACUGUACGCAGGCUCAGCGUUUGACUGGAGCCACGCUGUCUGUGGUCUGGUCCUUCUGUUUCUCUCUGACGCGCCCGGGCCUCUAGUGAAAGGUCGCUCCCAAUACGAAGCCCCAGCGUCUACCCUGGAACGAGGAGCGAGAGAAAACGAACGAGUCCGAGGAGACGCUGAGGCGAGCAACACGCCCACAGACCUCCACUAUCUUUCGGGAGUCGCUGUCGUCUUCACUGCGCUUUUCCAGCUGGCGGUGGAGGGGCAGAUCGUCAAAAGAGACACCGAAAUCGUCGACGGGGCGCUCAGAGGCCUUGCAGGCGACGCGGCGACUGCGGAGCACAGCGCGCAACCGAGAGCUGGUGCGCAUGCGGGAGGCUCUCUGGAAGCGGCGGAGGAGAGCAACGCAAAAGCCACGGUGGACCUGUUUAAUGAGAAGGACGACAGGAGAAGUGACAGUGAAGAACGCCAUUUAGGAAGAGAGGAACCAGCGCGCGUGAACGCAGGUUCGUCAACAGCCGACGAGCCUCGAGUUCGGUUUUCGGUGGGCAAACCCCAGGAGGACAGCGAGGGGAAAAGGUGCUUGAAAAGGAACAAGUCUCUUUUUGCUGCAUGCGACCGCCUUCUGCUCCUCACUCUCGCGAGACUUCUUUGGAGUCUUUCCUCGCAAGGUCUGCCCGGCGAGGCGACCGUGAACGUGGAGAAAGCUGAAACGGAGACAAACAAGCAAUGCCGGCCUGCGUCGAAGUCUGCGCGUUCUGUCGAUAGGUCUUCGUGCAAGUCUGAUCCAUCGCGUUCCGUCUCAGAGUUGCAGAGUCAGACCGAACUUGAGGCGUGGACGGCAGGGAAACUGGCAUGGCUUCAGACCUCCUUUUCGCUUCUUCUUCAUGCGCGGGAGAGACUUUUCGGAUCUUUCAAGGGCGUCCAGAAGAUGCCGAAGCAGGUCGACGAAGACGGCGAGAGAGAUACAAAAAGAAAGAAGGGAAACGACCAGAAGGACGCGGCCUUUGAUGGCACACAGAAGGCUUUCUCCUUCUCCGCAUCCCAGUCGUCUGGCGAGGACGAUUCGCAGCCGCUCCUCGUGAUAACCGACGAUGAAGAAGAAACGCAGAUGAAAUUUGGUUCGAAGAGCGUCGGAAAGAAACGUUGGCAGCCCGCGUUGAAGUCGCAGGAGCAGAGCGGCCGCCAUACGAGCAGGAACGAAAAGUCACACACUAUCCGUUUGUCUUCUGGACGCCAGCCGUCUCCCCACGACGGGAGUCUGGGAGCCCAGAGGGACGACUGCGACGCGAAUGGUCGGGCUAUGCGUGAAGAGGCACCAGACGCCUCUACCGGAUUAGCAGACUUUGUGACUUGCCAUCUCCUAGAACUCGAAGAACUUCUUCUCCACUGUCUGUUUCCCUCGUUUCCCCUGCCUCCCGCAACGCGCCAAUACCUUUCAAAUUACUUGUUUCUGCUUUCCGAGCCUCGGGAUCUUCCGCAGUUCUUUGUCUCUUUCCUCUUGCGAUCUCCACCCGCGGGCGCCUUGGACUCCAUCGCCAGGGCCUCUGCUGCGGAGGGAUGCGCGGCGUCAGCCGAAGAAGACACUUCCACGAAGAAACAACCUUGCCUCGGGACUUCUACGCCUUUUUCGUCAUCGGGUCUCUCCUCAGGAGGGUCGCUGUGGGGUGAGCAGGAGCGACGCCGGCGAGAAGCGAAGCUUGAGGAGGCCCUCACUGUGUGUCUGAAUAAACCUCGAGGUCUCAAGGCUCUCUUCCUCUGCAUUUCCUGUGCACACCGCGGCCUUCUAGGCACGCAUGCGGCGCGCCUCAUCGACAGCCUUCGGCAUGCAUUUGAGCAGUGCAAACGGCAGGUCGAGGUCGAGGCUUCACGAAUCACGGAUCUCUCUCUUGCGGGAGUUGCUUGCGCUUCUCCGUCUGCUCUUGGCACUGCUUCUCGCUCGGCAGCAAGCUUGUUUUCAGCGUCUCAUCUCGGCUCUCCUGCCCCGUCUGUCGACCCUUGCAUGCGCGCCCACCACGAGGUCUGCCAGACGUUUCUGGGCGCGCUGCGCCUUCUCUUCGUCUCCUUCUCGCCGUCGACUUUGCUCUUUUACACGCCCUUUUUCCUGCAUACGCUCAGCGAGUUUUUUGAAGAGAGACAGUCUGCUGUCUUUUCUCCAGGCGACUGCACAGCGGAUGAAGGAACUCGAAAGAUGUUACCAGGGAAAGACCGACCAAACGCACCGCAUGUGCGAGCAAGGCCGGCAACGACUGACGCGGGAGACGCCCAGGACAACGCAUGCAGUUCGGGAUACUUGGAGACACUCGAGCCGAAAGCACUCACACAGGACAGUGCGUCCAGCUUCGAGAAAUGGAAGACGCAGGAGACUCGAAGUCUCUUGCUUCUGCUUAUCAGGCAAGCGAGCCAAGCGGUAGGGGAGGACGGCGAACUUCCCCCCUCUGCUCUUUUUGCAGCGCUUGCAUGCACGCCAGUUUUCCCCCUUGUCUUAGAUUCAGAUGCUGGAGAGCUACCUCGAGGGAGGGUCGGCGGAUUGGCCAGGGAUCCGGAUCAGGCUGACGCAGCUGAACGGAUGUAUCACACGCGGCCAGAACAGGAGUCGGACAAAAAAGAUGAGAACGACUUCCAGGCGAUAUUUGACAGCGCCGAUGGUCUCCCAGAAAUGCCUCGUUUGUCCCUCUCGUCCAAAGCCCCUUCCCUCGGAAGAAUGGAUCCUUCCACGCCUUCAUCCCUCCUGCCCUUAUUCUCCCUCUUGCCCUCGUUCCUCUUCUGUCCAGAGGUCUCUUCUUCCUCUCCCGCUUACGUUCCGCCUUCUCCUUCUUCUCGCCUCCCUACCGCUUCACUUAGAUCCGCGGAUCGGCGCCGAUUCAUGCAGGCGAGCUCGGAGACUGCCGAAGACGUCUGCCGCAUGCGUCGUUGUCGUAGAUUUCUUUCUUUCCAGCGCCAGCAUCCUCUAGAAGUCCUCGCCCUGCGCUUGACAUCGAUUGCCGCCUUUCUCGACGACCUCCAUCCGUACCUCACCCGGCUGUCGGCUGCGCUGCUCCUGAAAAAGUUCUUGCUGGCCUACGGGACGGUGCUGACGCGUCUCGUGCAUGCGGCGAACGAAUCCUACGGAACCAGAGCCGGCGCUGCCUGGGCCUGCGCCGUUCAUGGCCAGAACGAAGAUACCAGCGAAGUUCGGCGGCGCCUCGACGGCGAGAGAGCUUCCCUUUACCUCCUGUCCAAGGUUGCGGAGACGUGCGAAGCUGUGGUCGCGGAGUUUUCUGAUGACUACUCGAUGGAGCCGAAAGCUCUGCCUGUCGCCUGUGUGACGCUGCUGGGUUUCCUGUUGCCGCUUGUCGACCUUCGUUCGUCUCCUCUCUCCCCCCCUCGCGCCGCACCCUCGUCGUCCCCCCUGGCCGCCCCUCGCGACGAACACAAGAGUCUGUCCGUCUCUGCUGCAGCCGUCGCGCUGCUCCUGUGCUCUUCAGCGGCGUCCACGGCGAACAGUCCAUUCCCCGCGUCGCCUCCUUCGCUGGUGUCUCCUCUCGCUCCUCAGGCUGCUGUGGCUGCUCCCGCGUCCACCUCUGGAGGCGGAGGCCCCCCCCACACAUCCGCCGGGGACUGUGCUUGGCGAAUCGUCGACGAGGCUCGACUCUGUUGCGAACUUCUCGAGCGAGUCUUGAUCUCCCACCUCCAGCGUCCGGUCGCAGCGCGUUCUGUCCAGGAGAUUCUGAGACAGCUAGGCUUCCACAUUCACUCCGAGCCGGGACGCCUUCAGGUGAUGUUCCCCUCCCUCGUUGCGAUGUUUCGACGCGAGAAGAAACCCACGGCACUGCCUACUUCUUCUCCCUCGUCCUCGGUUCCGCCACCUGUCGACACAGUUCAGGCUUCGCCUUCUCUCUCGAAUCCCUUCACUCCUGCGGCCCUUACAGCUCUCCUUCGCUUUCCGUUGCAUCUGCUUUCUCCUGCCUUCCCUUCCUCACUGUCAAGUUUAAACGAAGAGGCCGCGCUUCGCGAGUAUUUGUGGCGCCAGGUCUUUCCUCCGCAAGUUCGCACAGCUCUGCUGCCGUACUGUUUCACUUCUUACGAGAGGACAAGCGCGUCUUCCCCUGCCUCCUUCGCCUCUCCUCGCAGCUCCGCGUCGUCCGGGGCUAGCGCGCCUCGCCGCCCCGCUCCUGCAGGUCUCCCCGUCUUCGUCACGUGGUUGCUUCAUCAGCUUCAGAUGCAGCAGGUGACUCUGGAGGCCUCUGAGAGGCGUCAUGCGAAGGUGGAACCUGAGGUCGGUGCCGGUGAAUCGAAAGAAAGAAACUCCGAAUCCAGUCUCAGGUUGCUCCCCAAUGGACACAAGACACGUCGGCACAAACGAAAGCCGCGCGGGACCCAGAGGUCCUCUCAACAACGCUCCUCGUCUGCAUCUGCUUCGUCAGCGUCUUCUUCGAGUCGAGGCACAGAACAAGAAGUGAUUGUUCUCUCGUCCUCUGCCUCUUCUUCCGAUGAAGGGCCACCGCCUGGCCGGAAGCGCGACCGAGAACCUGUUUCGAGUUCGACGCCUCUUCGACGCAGCGCGCUUCGUCUGUCGAUUUUCCGUGCUUGCGACGUGGUUCUUCUUCAACUCCCCAAGGUGCUCUCCUUCCUCCUGCCGCACAUGGUCGAUUCCUUCUUGUCUUCUUCCUCAGACCCGGUCAUGGCGGCCGAGGACUUGGGCAGGCGCAUUGCGUCGCUUCUUCGCUCUUCCCUUGAAGGCGGCAGCUGCAGCGACUGCGCUGGCGAUACCAAGGGAGCGCAGCCCCACAAGGAGCCCGGGGGGGCCGGCCGAAAGUCCACACGCUGCGAGCGACUGGGAAGCGACGACGAGCAAGAACAGGGAAGGCGAUAUCCGAGAAGCAGGACCAGCGACGUGGAAAGAAGUGACAGCCAUGCAACUUUUCAGAAGCUCCAGUCGUGGCGCGCUUGGAUUGUGUCGCAUGCGCUUCCGCGUCUCGCGUCUCGUCUGCGUCCGCUAGCCGAAGAACUGAAGUCUUUGCAGAGUGCUUCAUCUUCAUCGGCUUCACCUGCUUCAGCCUCGCCCUCUUCUCUCUCGGCGCUCAUGUCCAGUGCGAGCGAAGGCCGAGGGACCGGCGAACGAGACGGAGAGAAAGGCGGACCUUCUCAGAAGACUGAAGACACCAGGCGACAAAGAAUCAUUUUGCUGUCACGGUCGAUCCAACGGUAUCGCGCGCAGGAACAGAGACAGAAAUGCCUUCUUCAAGCCCUAGGGAGGCUUCUCGAGAGUGUGGACCGCAUUCUCCUUGCUCGCGCCGCUGCCAGCUGUGAAGCGUUCGCUAGAGCACUCUACUGGAUUGAGGCAGAGAUGGCUGCCAACGUUUUCAGUUCGUUGUACCGUCGCACGAGCUUGGGAGUUGUCGGCUUGCCCUCUGCUGUCUUCGCGUCCUUUUCUUCUCUCUCGCCUGCAUCUUCCCCAAAGGCGGAAUCUCAUCAAGGCAACUCUCCUGGAUCCUCAGUGGCUGCCGCAUCUGAUGAGGACCUCUUCUGCUCCUCCGUUCCGCUACUGCUGACCAUCUUCAGAGGCCUACAUGCAAGCGACGCUCUCGUUGGGCUUCUCGAAACCUGCAAAUGCCUUUCCAGUGUCGGCGUGACCGGCCGCAAACACCCCGUCGCUCUCUCGUCUUCUCCAGUGAGCUCUUCCUCGCAUUCGUCUCUUUCUUCUUCUCCCUCUGCUUCUUCUCUCUCUUCUUUGUCUUCGUCGACCUCGGGGCCGCUGAAGGAACGCGGCUUCGGACGAGGAAGAGACGGCGCAAGUGGAAAGCAAGCAGGGUCAGGCAGACGCAAAAUGCAUCACGCAGAAGGAGGUCACAACGAGGCAGAGAAGAACAGCAAGGUGGGAUAUAACAGAAACGAGAGCAGACACGAAGUGCAAGGUCUCCGAGGAGAAAUGGUGACGAUCGAAAACGGCGAUGAAGGCGCCCUCAGCUCCACCACAGAAGAAGACACAGACGUCGAUGAUAUCCUUGAUAUCUGCGAGAGAGAAACCGGAGGCGACAAUGCCCACCUCAGCAUGAGAGCCAUCGAGAAAGAAUUUCAACAGCAGUGGACUGAGGCAGCCACUCUCUACCUCCAAGGGUGCGUCACGCAUGCAGGCCUCAAGUGCUCGUCGGGUGUGUGGCCCUCGCUCUCGCGACUUCUCUUCUCCCUUGAGGCCUCCUCGCAGACCGAGGCGCUCCCGGGCCUUACCAAAGGCAGGCGAGAACCUACCAGACACUCUCUGCAGCUCGCGGCCCUUCCUCCGGCUUCUCUCUCCAGCGAGUUUCUUGCAGAUGCCGCGACUGCUUGCUGGAGCCUAGGACAGUGGAACGACCUGUCCUUGGUGCUUGCGUCGGCUGCGCCCCCCGCCUCGCCUGUCUCGUCUUCGCCGCGCGUCGCCGACCGCGGUGGCAGGCCCUCGAGCCCUCCCGAUGCUGGCGAGAGCUGGCUCUCCCUGCAGCACGCGCAGCUUCUCGCACUCGUCCAUCAGGCGUUUCAAACGAAUCGCUUUCGCCACCCUGAAAGCCAUCCAAACCCCGUCAUUGACAAAGCCGAGAGGGCAAAGCGGACCUCCCAGAGGCGGAGUGAGACACAUGAUGGGAGGUCUUUCAACUCCGUUUCUCGUCUCCAACUACCCCAUCUGUCGACCGACGGAACUGAGCCGUUUCCUUCAGUCGGUGCGCGUCCAGUCCGAGCUCCGGGUGCCCCAAAUCAACCGCCAGAGCGAGGUCUUUGCGCAUUUCUAGCGCAGGCGGCCUCCGUGCAUGUGCGUGCAAUCCGCGGCGUCUCUCGCCCGCUCGGCGCGGCACUCCGAGAGAGUCCAGAGCGCGCGGCGCCUCUGCUGCGGAGCCUGGCGGCUUUGAGUGAUUUGUCCUUCGUGCUUCAGAACGUCGGUUGUCCUCUCUUUCUGGCCAGCGAUCCUUCAACCCCAACCGUCCAGGGCUUGGCGCAUGUCAACUGGGAAUCUCUGAAGGUUUCCCCUCUGUGUGACCCACCCGUUUCUUCGUGUCUUGAGGAGCCGUUCGACGCAGAAAGCCGAGCGCGGAUCUCUCCGUUUUCGAGGUGGCCUGCCUCUCCGCCUUCGACGUCUCUGCGGCUUCCGCCGAGCCUCUACGACCAACUCUCUGUCGCCUCGCUGCUCCUCCAGAGGUCUGCACUGAGCUUCCACCUGAAUGCACCUUCUGACGCUCUCUCGCCGGCAGUCUGCGGCUCGCACUCGGCGUCGUUUGCAGCGUUCCACGCCGUUCUAGGCGCCGGCAAAGUGGCACUUGAGCAGACGCACCAGCUGGUCGCCGCUGCUUGCGUAGGCGUGACGCUUCGCCAGAGAGCGCGAGAGCUCAGGGCCCCCUCCCUUCAGGUUCCUGGCCUUCUCCAGUUCUCCAGCGACGACACUCUGCGGGUCAUCGGGCAAGCAAACGCGCUGCUGAGACGAAGAAGGAAAAGCCGUAGAGCCCUCGAGGGAGAGGGUGGGGGCGAGGGAGACCAGCCUGCCGCGCGAGAAGAAAGCGAAACAGCGACUGGAGUGGUCCGAGAGCUCGUUUAUCGAAUGAAAGUGGAAGGCGCCCUCGAGUUGCUCGAUCGAGGACAAGUCGCUGACGGCCUCCAGGCCUUGAGUCGCCUAGCCGCUUCUUCUUCGUCCGGGUCCUUCGCUUCGUCUUUUCCUUCUUUCGCUUCUGUGUUUCCCUCCACUGCACCUUCCGCACUGCUGCUGUACACGCGCGAGGCCACGAAGCGGCUGCUGCUUCCACCCCAUGGCACAAUAGCCUGUUUCGAGAAGGCCGUCCGCCAGAGCCCUUGCAGCUCAACGGUAUACUUCGAAUAUGCACGCUUUAUCGACUCUCUGAUCUCCGCGCGACUCGAAGAAGAGACGGCGCGGCCUCCUGCCCUCGCUUCGCCUCUCGGUCCCUCGACCUCGGUCGCCUCCUUCCCUCCUCGAAGCGCUGAACGUGGAUCAAGAGUUGAAGGCGACGAAAAAAAUAGCCUGACACUUCCGUUCCUGGUGUGCGAGGCGGUGCGUCUCUAUUUGAGGGCUCUCGCGUGUCUGUCUGUUUCGCGGGGUCCUUCACGUUCAUGUCCGCCUUCGUCUUCUUCUCUCCCGGCGGAGGUGCGAAACGAUCACGCGUCGCUGUACCACCACCACAGCAUUCACCGAAUCUGCGCCCUCGUUUUCACUUUCUCAACUCCCUCGACGUUCAUCUCACCCCACACCCGCCUCGACCGCAAAACGUGUGAGACCUACGCGGCGCACCUGUCGCGUCUUCUGACGGCCGAAGAGCUCGAAGGCAGCCGCGUCUCGCUCUCGCUGUGGUUCCUCGCGCUGCCGCAAGUCGCCUGUCGAUGUCAACACCCUCUGCUCGGUCGCGACGUCUGCGAAAAUCUGCUUGCCAAGCUCAUGGCGGCCUUCCCAUGGCGCACGAUGUGGCUGCUCGUCAACCUCUCGAACUCAGUUGCCCGCGAGAAGGAAAGGCGAGAAAGCAUGCUGCGAACUCUGGAAACCAUCGUCCAUCGGGCAGCGGAAAUCCAGAAGCGGUCCUCUGCAGCUUGUUCGACCGGAGGCACCGUUCGAGUCCUCGACGUCUACCGCGUCGCUUCCGUCUUUGUCCGGGAGUUCCACAGAGUCGCGAUGGACGAAGCAAUUCGAAAAGAAGAUGCCCUGCAUGCGAAUCAACGAUACGCUGAGCUCUACGAAAUGAUGCAGUCUCUCUCUGACCCGACGAGCCUGGCUGCGCCUUUGCCGAGAGUGGCGCUGCCUACCCUGGCGAAUCUUCGCCUGUCCCCAGGCGACGUUGGUGACGUCGAGUCUCUUGUUGAGAUUCUUUCUCUCUCCCCAGAAAUGCAGGUUUUCCCGAGCAAACAGCGACCGAAGAAAGUGACUGUCGUGGGAAGUGAUGGACGGACGUACUCGUUUCUCGUCAAGAACGAACGACACGGAGAUCUCCGCAAGGACUCCAGGACGAUGGACCUCGCCGAAAACGUGAAUGUCUUGCUAGCUCACGACCCUGCAUGUCGCGCGAAGAACCUUCGACUCCGAACCUUCAGCGUCGUCACCCUGAGCGAGGUAUCGGGCAUGAUUGAGUGGGUCGAGGGACUCACCACCAUGCGGAGGUGUGUCUCCUCUCUCUACAGCGAGAGCGUUCCUGAUUUCGCACAGCGAUCGACAGAGUUCUUUCGAGCCUUUCAACGAGCUCAAGAGCGACACGAUCACCAAGAGUGCUACCGCAUCUUCACGCACUUGGGACUCGGGCGCUUGCCUCCCGUCAUGCAAAGACUGUUUUUCCACUGGUUCAACGAAGACCCUGCGCGCUGGUACCGCGCGAGACAAAACUACGCCCACACUCUCGCGCUUUGGUCGAUCUUCGGUUACAUCAUUGGCCUCGGCGACAGACACGGCGAAAACAUUCUCCUCGACACUGCAGACGGCUCUGUCAUGCACGUCGACUUCGAUUGUCUCCUGGAGAAAGGUCGAACGCUGCCUGUCCCUGAGGUCGUUCCAUUUCGCCUCACACAGAACCUCGUGAGCUGUCUCGGAGUGACUGGAGUCGAGGGACCUUUCAAAGUUGCUGCGGUCGAAGCGAUGGACGUCGCCAGACAGAAUCGAGAAAUUCUGAUGUCGAUUUUGAUGAACUUCGUGUACGAUCCCCUCAUCGAGUGGCGGCAGGCCGGCGCGCGCCAUGCCCAGCUGCAGAGGAAGCAAGGCUCUAAACCUGGUCUCUCUUCGCAUUCUUUGAAGGAAGGGUGGGAGCGCAUUGCGUACGAGAGUCUCGUGGAAAUCGACUACAAGCUCCGAGGCGGCAUCGGCGGAUCCUCUCGCUCUCUGCCACCUCACUUUCCAUCGAGUUUUCUUUCCGACAUGCGCGCAGCGACCGGGAAGAGACAGCAAAAGACCGGCAAACGAGAGGGCGGGGAGAUGGAUGAGAAGGCCCAGCAAGGCGCCCCGACCUUCGGCAGCGGAAAUCAAGGAGAGCAGAGAGAGCGCGAAAGCGAACCGACUUCCGAGCAUAUCCAUAACGGAGGCUCGACUGCCUCUCUGCCUGUGAGAGAACAAGUUCAUGCUGUCAUUGACUCCGCCAUGAAACUCCACAAUCUAGCCAGAAUGUAUGUUGGAUGGGUUCCGUGGCUCUAA